UGCGCACUAACAGAAAACGCAGCACGAUACCCGCAAAACCAGAGCCGCGGGAAGAGUGAGAGAGAGAGGGAGGGAGGCCGACAAAGAAAACAGAGCAAAGCGAGGGAGCCAUGGAAAAUGGCGAUCGACGAUGACGACGACGGAAGACGGCGAAUAAGAAGGAUUCGGGGAAUUCAUCACCUUCGGGCAUCCUCCUCCGUCGCCGAAUUCGGCAACCGUCAUCUCCGAAUUCCUCGCCACGGCCGCCAUGACUUCCAAUUUGGAUGACGAUGACUGGGGUGAUUUCAUCAAUUCCUCCGGCGGCGGCGUAUUAUCACACGCAGCGACCCUUCCUCAGGCUCUGAACCCUUCGGACCUGUUCGUAAUCUUUAACGACGGCAAGCGCGACGAGGAUACCGCGUCUCUACGGACGGAGGAUCAGCCUGGAUCAGCUCAUGGUCGGACGAAGUCUUUGGGAGCUUUGCCUCUUUCUCUGUUUGGAGAAAUGGAGGAAGACGAAGGAGGAGCAGGAGCAGGAGAACAGAAGGGGGAAUCGGUUGCCGGUUUUCCCUCUUGUGAGAAUGCGGCAUCCGUGAAGAAGAAGAAGACGGGUAAUCUAGAUGUUAACGAUUUUAUUGCUAAUUUAUACAAGCCGAACGGGAUCGGGACAGGCUCUGUCACGGCAAGUAUUGAAAAUGGAGUCGGAGCGAAUCCGAGUUGGAGUUGGGGGAAUGCAUCUGUAAUGGGAAAUGGGAAAAGUGAGCUGAAAUCGGAUUCGAAGCUAGUGAGCACGGACUCGGAUCCGUUGAACUUGAAUUCAAAUGGGUGGAAAUUGAACGGCAAUUUGUCUGGUUCGGUUGUGCAAGGGUCGAAUUUGGGCUCAGAUGCGAUGAGCAAUGGUUCAAAUGCGGCGAAUGGUAAUGGAGGGUUUGAUGAAGAAGGAGAUGAUGAUGGUUGGGAAUUUAAGGCCGCUGAAUCCAAAGUGGAAAAUAAUUUUAAGCCAGAGCAGAUGAAGAAUCAGAAUGGGCUGAAUUUUCAUCCCAGUGAGCUGAACUCUAGUUUGAAUGGGGCGAAUUUGGACUUUUCUGGAUGGAAUACGAGUGCGAAUAGAGUUGAUCAGAGUGACAAUUGGUUGAAUAAUGGCCAAGUUAGUGAAAUGAAAGAGCUUUCUAGCAAUGAUGCUUGGGGCAUUGUUGUUGCAGGUGUCCCAACAGAGAAAAUCAAGCAUCCAGAUUCUAAUGGCUUUAAUUCAAGCUUAGGUGGAGUGAACGCAGAUGUGAUACGUGUGAAUCCUGGAUUAUUGCCUGAGAAUGAUGGAUUUGCUGAUUCGGAUGGUUGGGCCUUCAUGAAAGCAGAAUCAGACUUGCAAGGUACCGCGGGGAAAAUGGAAAAUGGCCCAAAAUUGCAAUCUACUGUAUUUGAUUCAAGUCUGAAUAUUUCCAAAUUGGAUGGUGGUGGUGGUGUAAGUCCAAAUCUGUUUGCUACUGAUUGGGAUGCAAAAGAAGAGAUUUCAGAUACAAAACGGUUGAACCCAACUAUAAUUACUGAAACCGAGGAUGAGGGUGAGGAUGACUGGGAAUUCAAGGUUGCAGAAUCAGAAUCAACGCCCAUUGAUUUGAGUAGUAAGGCUAUUGAAAUAAGGGGUAGCGACAAUAACGGAGCCUUGCCUCUGUCACUUUUUGGUGAUGAAGAAACAGAGCCCAAUGAUCCCGUUUUUUAUGAAGUCACUUCGGUUCAGAUUUCUGCUCCAGAAACAAGAGAAGACAAUAGGGGUCUUAGUUCCAGUCUCUCUAUUAAUGAUCUGGUAUCAAGUUUGUACAAUGAAGUUGAGCAAACGGCUACUGCCAGUCACUUACAGAAUCAGGAUGAAAAUGGAUGGUGCCCCACAGAAAUUGCAUUUGCUUCCAAUUCAUCAAAUGAUGCUGCAAUUCUGGACGACGAUUAUUCCUGGGAGUUCAAAGAUGCCUCUGCAGUACCCAUUGACGAGGAGCAACAAUCUUUCCCCAAAGAUUCUACAAUUGAGGCCAGUAACAUAGAGCAUUCUGAUUGGAUAGACUUAUUUACCAAACUGAUGGAAGAAUUAUGUCUUGUUGCAUUCAAACAUGUUGAAAAUAUGAAGCAAGCUCGUACUGCUGCAGCUCUUGCUGGUGAGGAUGCUGAUGUAAGCCACCUGGAUAAGGAAAUACAGGAUAUGCAUAAUGGACUGCGUGAAUGCAGCACUAUUGCUGAAGUUCAUUCAGGAGAUCAGUUGCCAUGUGAAAUUCGAACAAGUGAAUUGUUUGAAAUGUUGCAGCAACCAAAGUUUCAAGUCAUUGAGUCAGAAUAUCAGUUAUCAGGAAAAGUGUCGCAGGUUCAUAACGACUCAAAAUCUACACUCCUACUUCUCAAGAAGGUGGUUUCAUUGUUAAAGAUUUUGACGUUAGUAUCCAGGCAGGAACAAACGAGCUACAUUUGCACAUGGUCUAAGAUGCUCUAUCAAUGUGCUGAAGAGCUGAAACACGGUUCAAUGAUUUGGAGCCACUUGCUGCAAGAAAACAUUCAAGAUCAAGUUCUCACAAGCUUUGAAGGAAAAAGAUAUUUCCUUGCUCUUGGGGAAAUUUAUAGAGUUUCUGAAAUUCUUCGAUGCGCUGCCAGGCUUUAUAAGCCAUGGAUAUUGCUGGAACAGACCGACUCCGUAUCCUUCAACACCAUGAUGAGCGAGUGUUCUGCUCUAUGGUCAAGCUCGGGACUGGAAGAAGCUCUCUUAAGCAUUUCUGAUGGUUCUGUCAAGGCAUUACUGGAAUCCAUUCAGCAUCUUCGUAAUCUCGAGGAUGAUGCACUUUACGAGAUUGUUUUCUCCAGACAAGGCUACACCUGUCAACUCUCAGGUCUUAAUCCAGCAGUAGUACCGGGGAUGGAAACCGUUGUCUGGAAUGGGAGCCAUUACUUGGUCAAGCUUGCAAACCUAUGGGCUAAUUUGAUUAGUUGCAAUGCGCCAAAUCUUCCUCGCUUGCACGUUGGAUGAUGAUGAAAGAUGCAGCGGUUCAGCUGAGCACUCAUGGAGAUCAUUGUUCUACUGUCUCUUUAGCAGAGACCAACUACUGAAAGAAGUCAUAUAUGUAUGCAGCACCGUGGGUGAGGGGCUCGAGCCAAAGUUGCGCCCCUGCCAGCUGCCACAAUGAUGGUUUGUCAGGGUAGUGAAAGAAUUGACACGGUAUUCUCAAUCCAAACUGGCCUGUGUGGCUUAUCGCCAUAUGGAUCCUGGUUUGACAAAAGACAGGCAAGAUAUCUCUCAAGCCUCCCAUUCAUUAUUCUUCUCCCCUUUGAAGUGUUGUCCAUUUUUUGGCAUAGAGAGCAAGCUGUAACAUAGAAGCUUUUGGGGUUCAUAGCCCCUAAUUUGCAUAUACAGUUUAUACACUAGACGUUUGGGGGUGGGUGGAUUGCCCUUGGAAUUUAAGGGGGUGUUCCUUUUCCUAUUUCCAUGUUGUAUUUUAACAAAUGGCCUGUAAUCUUUGGAAUAAAAAUAUAUAUCGUUGCUGCUGGAAUGAAGGGCCAGUUACAAAUUUGAAUCCUCCCGACUAUUCUCUCUGC
Molecule: messenger RNA, 3549 nt
Organism: Linum tenue
Lineage: Eukaryota; Viridiplantae; Streptophyta; Magnoliopsida; Malpighiales; Linaceae
Source: the annotation of a GenBank genome assembly